Larimichthys crocea (large yellow croaker) is the source of this 1368-nucleotide messenger RNA. Its product is annotated as transcription factor HES-5. The transcript is spliced from 2 exons. The record is from RefSeq and is a predicted model, not a curated record. The coding region runs from base 16 to 633 and encodes 205 amino acids. Gene Ontology annotation, biological process: regulation of DNA-templated transcription. Gene Ontology annotation, molecular function: DNA binding; protein dimerization activity. Lineage: Eukaryota; Metazoa; Chordata; Actinopteri; Sciaenidae.
GACCCACACAUUCAUAUGGAGAUUUGGGUGUAUAAAUACAGGGCAGAGGCAGAGGAGAAGGCAGCUCAGAUUCAACUGGCUCUUCAAACCGAGCAGGAACGCUCUGACUCUACAGCUAUGGCACCCACUGUGUUUGGACAAGCAAGCUUUUCUAAGGAACACCUGACUCCAGCUCAUAAGCUGAGAAAGCCAAUGGUGGAGAAACUGCGCAGAGACCGCAUAAACACCAGCAUCGAGCAGCUGAAAUCCCUGCUGGGUCCUGAGUUCCUCAGGCAGCAGCCCGACUCCAAGCAAGAGAAGGCCGACAUCUUAGAGAUGGCCGUGUCCUAUCUGAGAGUCUGGCAGCAGCAGAAGCAGCAGCAGCAGCAGCAGCAGGCCAACAUGACCUCCGGCUUGAUGACAGCCGGUGAUGGCUACUCCCGGUGUGUGCAGGAGGCCGUCAGCUUCCUGUCCCACUGCGAGGUCCAGACUCAGGCCCACAGACGACUACUCAACCACUUCCAGGGUCUGCAGGCGUCCAGCAGGACCAGCCACAGUCCCUCCACCCUCUCCCCUCCUGGCUCUCCGCUCCAUCAGGUCAACUCCAGCAAGGGUGUGAGCCAGGCCAAUGGUGCUCUGUGGAGGCCCUGGUAGGAUGGAGGCAGAAAAAAGAACUACGUCUGUGAACGUCAUGGACAGAAAGUUGAAGACUUCACUGAAGUCUGUUUCCUUUUGCUUUGGCAGGAGAUUCAAUAUUGUUGAGUUUUAUACUUGUGGUGGUGAAAUGGGCACAAUGUGCCAGUACUCCUUUGGAGGGAGUGAAAUGAUUCAGGUUUUACUGAAUAUGUACACCAUGUGUAUGCACACUAUACACAGUGUUUCCUCUGUGAUUGUGUGAAUUAUUCCUGUUGGGAAAAACAUGUCCUGAAAAUGUGUUUGUUUUGCAAACAUCACUGAAUUAUCUCGCUGUACACCCACAUUGGGUUGAAAAUAUUUAAGUGUCUGAGACACUGUUUGAUCAUGUGUUUAAACUACUGUCUAUCUUUGAUACUGGGUAUCACUGACUGAUACAUUUCAUCAGCUUGGUGUUAAUGAAUCAACAACAUCCCAUAAAUGGAUCCCAUGGAUCCACUUUUACUGUAAAUCGUAUUAUGAUUAUACUUAAUUAUGACUAUGUGUAACCAUUAUUUGGCCUAUGUGUGAAGGAGUGUUACUGUUGGACUUGUAUCUGUUCAUAAUAGAUGUUUUAUCUUUAAAUUAUACCUUUUAUAAAGGCAUUUUAUGUUGACAUCAGUCUUUGCUAAAAGAAUCUGUUGAAUUGCUUCCCUGAGAAGUUUGACUUUGAAAACAAUAAAUGGAAAACUUCACAUGAAGUUUUGAAAACAUAAA